Messenger RNA from Lolium perenne, 1441 nucleotides. RefSeq names its product probable protein phosphatase 2C 37. NCBI's taxonomy places the organism in Eukaryota, Viridiplantae, Streptophyta, Magnoliopsida, Poales, Poaceae. Gene Ontology annotation, biological process: protein dephosphorylation. Gene Ontology annotation, molecular function: protein serine/threonine phosphatase activity; cation binding. The record is from RefSeq and is a predicted model, not a curated record.
UCGACGCGCCUGCUAGCUCCUCCAGUGCGUGAUGGCCAGCGCUGGCGUCAACAACGUCGACUUGCCUGUUGAUCCUGGCGCCGGCGCCGAGGGAACCGACCACGCCGCUGAAUGCCGCCCGACCAGGCGCCGUCGCCUCACCCCGGCCAACGACGUUGCAAAUACGUCCGCCGGCUCCGAGGAGAGCGCUGCUGCCGCCGCCGCUGCCGGGGGCGACGAGAAUCCUCCAUCUUCGGACGCUGCUGCCGCCGUCAUCAACGCCGCGGCGGCGGGGCCGUGGGCGGUACGGUUCGGUUCCGUGGCGCUGAUGGGGCGGCUUAGGAAGAUGGAGGACACCGUGUCGCUGCACCCAUCCUUCUGCGUCUGGGCCGGCGGCGAACCCAUGCACUUCUUCGGCGUCUUCGACGGCCACGGCGGCCCUCACGUGGCGGCACUGUGCAAGGAGCAGAUGCACGCGAUCCUAGCGGAGGAGCUGGCCAUCGCCGCGGAGGACUACCUGGCCCAUCGCGACGAGGAAGGGGCCGAGGAGCGGGCGUGGCGCACGGCGCUGUCCCGGAGCUUCGCGCGCGUGGACGCGCUGGCGCCGGCAGCGUGCGCGUGCGGCCGCGUGGCCACGGCGACGGAGGGCGCGUGCGCGUGCCCGCUGUCCUCUGGGGAGAGGUGCAUCAUCGUGGGGUCGACGGCCGUGGUGGCGCUGCUGGUCCGCGACCGCCUCAUCGUCGCCAACUGCGGCGACUCCCGCGCCGUGCUCUCCCGGGGCCUGGACGCCGUCCCGCUCUCCGUGGACCAGAAGCCGGACCGGCCAGACGAGAUGGCGCGCAUCGAAGCUGCUGGCGGCCGGGUUCUGUUCAUCGAUGGGCCACGUGUCAGAGGGGUCCUCGCCAUGUCCCGCGCACUAGGGCACGAGCUCCUGAAGCCUGAGGUGAUAUGCGAGCCAGAAAUCACCAUAACCAUAAGGUCGGACGACGACCACUGCCUGAUCCUCGCGAGCGACGGGCUGUGGGACGCUAUCUCCAACAGGAAGGCCUGCGACAUCGCCCGGCGAUGCAAGGAAGACGGAAACCUGACGAGAGCCCAUGCAGCUGGGAGCGAUGAAGCCUGCCGCAGCAGGGGCGGCGGCGCACCGGGUGGCCACCAGCCAGAGCCUCCGUGCAACCACGCCGCUGCUGUCCUGGCGAGGUUCGCGCUCUGCAAGGGGAGCUGCGAUAACAUCAGCGUGGUUGUCAUUGAUCUGAAUGUGAUGGGUUAGGCAGAUGAUCGAUCGGAUCAUCUCCUUUACAGCUUGGUUUUUACAGCAGUCUUUCACAAACAAAAACUGAAGACUAUCUUUGUCCUUUGGAUAUUUUAGCUCCUAUAGUUCUGUGGGAGGAUGGUUGGUUGGUUAUAUUCUACUGUAUUAAAAGAGUCCAAGAACCAAAUUUAGCAAGUAGACUGGGCGACA